GUGACCUAACGGGGGAGAGAAGAGCUAAUUUCCUCGGUAACUGUCACAGUUCGCCUCCUGUGCCGCGGAUCAUCUCGGCGUCUCCACUCAGAGGAAUCUCCAGAAGCUCAAAGUACUCAGGAUGUCCAGGGAGCAGCAGGUGGUGGCUCUUGCCAGGAAGGCCUUCGAAACGGGCAGAUCCAAAUCUUUAGAGCACCGUGUUCGCCAGCUGAAGAACCUGCAGCGAUUGUUCACAGAGAGACAGCAGGAGAUUGUAGAUGCCCUGAAGAAAGAUCUCAAUAAGAGUGAGGUGGGGACGCAGCUGUAUGAGACUGUGGGUCUGGAAGGGGAGAUCAACCUGGCCAUCAAGAAGCUGAAGGAGUGGGCUGCCCCUCGAAAAGUGGAGAAGAACCUGUUGACCAUCUCCGACACAGUCUUCAUCAAGCCGGAGCCGCUGGGAGUGGUGCUGAUCAUUGGGGCCUGGAACUACCCCUGGGCUGUCACCAUCCAACCGCUCAUUGGAGCCAUCGCUGCAGGAAAUGCAGCCGUAAUUAAGCCCUCUGAGAUCUGUGUUCACUCCGCAAAGGUCAUGGAGGACCUGCUACCACUCUACAUCGACAAAGAGCUUUACCCUGUCUUAUGCGGAGGAGUGCCGGAAACCCAGGAGCUGCUGCGGCAGCACUUUGAUCACAUUUUCUACACCGGAAACUCUAUGGUGGGCAAACUGAUCAUGGAGGCCGCCGCCAAACACCUGACCCCUGUCACUCUGGAGCUUGGUGGAAAGAGCCCCUGCUACAUCGACAAGGAUUGUGAUAUAAGCAUCGCCUGCCGGCGUGUCACCUGGGGAAAGUACACUAACUGUGGUCAGACCUGCAUCGCCCCGGACUACAUCCUUUGUGAGCCGAGCAUCCAGGACCGGGUCAUUGAAGAGGUCAAGAAGUCCAUUAAGGAUUUCUACACAGAAAACCCAAAGUCCUGCCCUGACUAUGGACGCAUCAUCAGCCAGCGCCACUUCAAGAGGAUAAUGGCCAUGGUGGACGACAGCACCGUUGCUGCAGGAGGAGACAACGAUGAGUCAGACUGCUACAUAGCCCCCACAGUUUUGCGUGACGUGAAGCCAGAGGCGAAGGUGAUGCAGGAGGAGAUAUUUGGACCUCUGCUUCCCAUCUUGCCGGUCAGCGGCCUGGAUGAAGCGAUCAAGUUUAUCAAUAAGAGAGAGAAACCUCUGGCCCUCUACGUCUUCACACCAGAUGACAAGGUGAUACAGAGAAUGGUGGAUGAGACAUCUAGUGGAGGACUGCUGGCCAACGACUGUCUUGUACACUAUUCAGUCAGCUCUCUGCCUUUUGGAGGAGUGGGGAACAGUGGUAUGGGCUGCUAUCAUGGUAAGUUCAGCUUUGACCAGCUGAGCCACCUGCGUGGUUGUCUCAUCAAACAGCUGAAGAUGGAGGGGAUGAACAGCAUGCGGUAUCCACCUCACACGCAGGAGAAGCUCGGCUGGGUGCGCUUCUUCCUUCUGAAGAAUUUCGACCUGGGCUGGUUGGGGCGGAUGGCGCUCUUGGCUGCUCUGGCUGUGAUGUCUGCGGUUGUGCUUCAGAGUUAUCUUCUUUGAAGACAUCCUGUUGGUGUCCGGAUGACAGAUCUGUUGUUUCCUUGACUCUUUGGACCAGAGAGAAGAAGACGAAGCAUUUCAUCAACAAGUUUCUGCAUAAAUCAAAUCAAACCUGAAAAUCACUUGAGAACAUUUUGGUUGUUGCCCUAAUGUGCAUUUCACACAUUUCAGUGUGAAACUUUUGUUUUCAUGAAGGUGAUUAUUUAUUCCCACCUCAGGCUCUAAAAUCUCUGCUCAGAAUCAAUGUGUUAUAUUAGAACCUGUCAGAUCAGGUUUGGAUACAUAAGUAAGUAAAUAUUCUUACAUAAUGCUGAGAUAUUUUUCUCAGCCCUGUGAUAUGAACAGUGCCUGUAGCUUUUAUUAAAGACACUUUCAAUGCUCACAGAAAGUUUCUCAAAUUUAACUAACCUCUGAUUUGUUUACGUUAAUGAAGGUUUAUUUUAGGGAAGAAUUUUACAACUGUUCAUUCUGAGUCUGUUUCAUUUCAAUGUUGGAUCAGCCGUCAACUUAACACUGAGCCUGAAGGUACUUGUACUGUACCUUCUGUGUAGGUUUGGUUUUUAUGUGUCGUCUCUGUGUGCGUCUGUCCGCUGACGAGACACAGGUCAGACUAAAGUGUUUCAUCACCGGCUUUUGAGUCGUGGCGAAAUCACACUCGAUCCUAUGAAGGACAUUUUAUUUCUUUACGCCUGUAACAAAUUGAAGGAACGUUUUCGAAAUGGCUAACAACAAUAAGUUGCUGAAUGUUUUUUAAUCACACUGUUAUUCAUAAAGGGUUUUUAAUUAACAGUUAAAUUAAUUUACAGUUAUUUUGGAUAAAUACUGAAAUAAAUAUAUUUCUAAUGGUA
This is a messenger RNA of Paralichthys olivaceus (Japanese flounder), 2439 nucleotides long. RefSeq names its product aldehyde dehydrogenase 3 family, member A2b (gene aldh3a2b). The record is from RefSeq and is a predicted model, not a curated record. Gene Ontology annotation, molecular function: 3-chloroallyl aldehyde dehydrogenase activity; aldehyde dehydrogenase (NAD+) activity. NCBI's taxonomy places the organism in Eukaryota, Metazoa, Chordata, Actinopteri, Pleuronectiformes, Paralichthyidae. Gene Ontology annotation, cellular component: cytoplasm. Gene Ontology annotation, biological process: aldehyde metabolic process.